Peromyscus maniculatus bairdii (prairie deer mouse) is the source of this 5945-nucleotide messenger RNA. RefSeq names its product TIA1 cytotoxic granule associated RNA binding protein (gene Tia1). The record is from RefSeq and is a predicted model, not a curated record. Gene Ontology annotation, molecular function: RNA binding. Lineage: Eukaryota; Metazoa; Chordata; Mammalia; Rodentia; Cricetidae.
GAUAAAUAAAACACUUUUAAUUGGAAGUGACUUUAUGUAAUAAUAACUAUAAUUUUGUUGUGACUGUGAACCUUAAUUUUAACACUUUAAAUACAGCAUAUUCCAUUGUUUAGAGAUCAUCCAAGAGUCUUAACAGUAGGUUGUAUUCCCACUAAUGAGUAACUGAUCUUUCAGUCAUCUUUAGAUCCUUGUCCAGUUAGCAACACUUCCUCAGACUGCUGUCAUAGACAUUUUUAAACUCCUGGAGGUAUUGUGCUAGGAUUAAAGGAGUUAUUCAGGCACUGGUAUGAUUACAUGCAUUUUAUGUUAAUUUAAUAAAAUAAAACCUCAACAGUUUUGAUUGAAAGAGCAGUUAUUAAAUAUUACUUCCUUGGCAUUUAAUUCUUCCCCCCUUUAAAACUUAGCAAUAGUACUUUGUACUGUUUUGGAAAACACUGUCUUAUGUUUGAUUGUAGCCAUGCAUUUUAGGCCCUUUGUCAGUAUUUAUUCAGAGUAGUAUUCAUCAUAGUAGAAGUCUUAAUACAUGCCAUAUUACAGUAAGAGUAACAAGAGUUUCAGUAUUUAUUCAGAAGCAGUUGUUGAGUUUAGGGAAAGUGUUAUCGGGUUUCUGAUUCCUUUGUUACUGCGUCACUAGAACAAAAAUAAAAAGGGAAUUCUAGAUAUGGGUGGUUUGAACAGAACAGCAGAUAGAGGUGAGGAGAUUUGAAAGUAGAUGCCCAUGGCAUGCAAGUGAGUUUUCAGUUGAGAGUUGCAGUUGAUUGGUGAGAGAGUCACUUUGAGGGUAGGACAGGAUUAGAGCUUAUAAAUGGACUCUUCUGAUAUGUGACAUUUUCCCUUGUGAGAACUGGUUAAGAAGAUAAGGAAGUUUUAAUUUCUUGGUGACUUUUAUAAGCUGUGUUAGGAUUUCAGUAGUGGUUGGUUUGCUUUCAAGUAUCUAGAAUAGGCAUGCCUUACUUUCACUUUGUUCUGUCAAGCUCUAAAAGUCCUUCUCUGCACAAUCUUGUACAUUUUCAUUUUGGUGUAGAAAAUCUUGGUAAGUUUCAUCCUGUCCUCAGAGUAGUCACAGGACAACAGAAGGCUUAAGAGUUCCAUCCUAAUCCAUGCUGCUUUCUGUGCAAGUCAUCUUAGGAGGAAGUAAGAGGGAGACACUAGAAAGAAAGAAGCCUCUUCUAACAUGGACAAGUGAAAUAGCUAUUGUGGUGGAUUUUUAAUUUUGGCUGAAUUACCCUUUCUGAUGAGAAUUUUAGUUAGAGAUUUAGACAAAGAUUGUUUAAUAAUUAUUGAAGGGCUGAUAAAAUGGUUCAACAGGUAAAGUUGCUUGCUGUCAAGCCUGAUGACCUGAGUUCAGUCCCAAAACUCCACAUGAUGGAAGGAGAAAACUGACUCCUGAAAAUUGUCCUCUGACUUCCAUACAUUCAUGCGCACGCGCACACACACACACACACACACUAAAUGUUUAAAAAAUUGUAAAGUUAAAUGGCCUUCAAAUUUAAGUUUCAUGACUUUGUAGUUGUAAAACUAGUCUGUCUUUUUGUUAAAUAUGACUAUAUCAUAUUUUUAGUCUGGAUUUUUUGUUUGUGUAUUUGUUUUCACAUGUAUGUGGGUACGUAUGUGUGUGCAUGUGUGUAUAUGCCAGAGAUUGACAUCAAGUGUCUUCCUCCAUCACUCUCCACCAAAUACAUUGAGGCAGAAUUUCUCACUAGAACCUAGAGCUCACUAAUUCUACUAGUCCAGGCAGUUUACCCUGAGUAUCCCAUCUCUGGCUCUCAAGCAUGGGAAUUAAAGGUGAGCUGCCACACUGACUUGACAUGUAUAUGCUGGAGAUUUGAACUCAGGUCCUUUCAUUUGCAUGAUAGCACAUUAUCUGUUGAUCUAUUUCCCCAGCCCCGGUAUUUGGAUUGUCUAUGGGCACACAAUUGUUAAUUUGUUAAUUUUUUUUCUUGGUUAGGCCUUUUUGUUGAGGUAAUUUGUGUUUAAAUGUUAGCUUAUACAGGAAGUUAGCUUUCCUAACUAUUUGGCAAUUGAAAAUACACAUUUCUGUUUUUGUUUGUGUUGUUGUUUCUUGUCUUAAGGCAACAGCCUGAUAAGAAUAUUGUAGGGUUUCUACAGUAGAUGUCUCUGUAGGCAGUUUAUAUCAUUCUUGAUUUAUAGAGAGUGUGGGGUACAUGGUGGUCUAUUAAAUAUUUUUAUGAAAAUAAUUCUUUCCUUAAUUUAAAUAGCUUAAACCCCUCCUGUUACUUGAGUUUAGGUCAUAUAGCAAAUUUUGAUAUAGAAGUAAAUCAACUACCAAAUUAAAUGCAUGUGUGCCAUGUAGAUAAUAGUUACUGAGAAGUGACUUACAUUAGUUUAAUCAUCAGAAACUGUCAUUUUGAUUGUACUUAAUAAGUCACUUCUAAGCUCAUCUAAAAUGUACUUGUGUAUACUUACAAUUACAUUGCAUGGCUUUCUGACUUGGGUUCUUGUUGUAAACAUGCCUGUUUUGUUCAUGUGUCUUGAGAGAACAAGCAUUGUGACAUACCUGGCUAAGUUAAAAUAGAUUGCCUGUGAAGCACAAUUUGAGUCCAGUUUUUUGAGGUGUGGAGUUUUAGCUAUCGUGGCUGGGUUUUUACUCAAUCUCAAAUAAUAGGGCUCUGGUUAUUUUGCAGAGUGUCUCUGAAGAAUGGACAGAAUUGCCCUGGCUAACUACAAGCUACGGUUCACAGUGGAUAAAUAGAUGCUCGCGUGGUAAAAGACAUGGCUACAGGGAAGUCUAAGGGAUACGGCUUUGUCUCCUUUUUCAACAAAUGGGAUGCAGAAAAUGCCAUUCAGCAGAUGGGUGGCCAGUGGCUUGGUGGAAGACAAAUCAGAACUAACUGGGCAACCCGAAAGCCUCCAGCUCCAAAGAGUACAUAUGAGUCAAACACCAAGCAGCUGUCGUACGAGGAGGUUGUCAGUCAGUCCAGCCCCAGCAACUGCACUGUGUACUGCGGAGGGGUGACGUCGGGACUGACAGAACAACUAAUGCGUCAGACUUUUUCUCCAUUUGGACAAAUAAUGGAAAUUCGAGUCUUCCCAGAUAAAGGAUAUUCAUUUGUUCGGUUCAAUUCCCAUGAAAGUGCAGCACAUGCGAUUGUUUCUGUUAAUGGUACCACCAUUGAAGGGCAUGUGGUGAAAUGCUAUUGGGGCAAAGAGACUCUUGAUAUGAUAAAUCCCGUGCAACAGCAGCAAAAUCAAAUUGGAUAUCCACCAGCAUAUGGCCAGUGGGGCCAGUGGUAUGGAAAUGCACAACAGAUUGGCCAGUAUGUGCCUAAUGGUUGGCAAGUACCUGCCUAUGGAAUGUAUGGCCAGCCGUGGAGCCAGCAGGGAUUCAAUCAGACCCAGUCUUCUGCACCAUGGAUGGGACCCAAUUACAGUGUGCCGCCACCUCAAGGCCAAAAUGGCAGCAUGCUUCCUAAUCAGCCUGCUGGGUAUCGAGUGGCAGGGUAUGAAACCCAGUGAGAAGAGACUACAAAAUGGAAGCCAGUGGCUUGACGCUGCAGGGAGGGUAGGAAAGCUGUUGUUUACUUAAAGAUUUAUCAAAUCAGUCAGUACAAAUGCCAGAUAAUGAUGUAUUUAUUUAAAAGAUUCAUUUUUUAAUCAUGAAAUUACUUUUCAUCCACAUUGUUUUAAAAAGGAACAAGAUGGUGGAUGUCUGCCAAUUUUUGCCUUCAUUAUCUUUUUUUGAUAAAGUUUCUCAGAUCCUUGUUUCAAAGACAAAUGCAGGGAUUGCUGCCACUUUUUAAAAAUUGAGGCAGAAAAUUGCACAAUAUUGAACUUUCCACUAAAGUAGCGUGCAUUUUUAGUUUGCAUUCCUGAUAUGAUUUAAAACAUGUAAUAUAGAUGUAAAAAGAAAAGCCAAACUUGUGCAAAGUCUAGAAGUUCUUUAUAACUUUCAGCGUAUGCACAGUUCUGUGUUAGUUUUAAAGAGUAGGCAUUACGUGACCUAUACCAUCUCCACUGUUAGCCCUUUGGAAUUUUUAAAUGUAAAUUAUUAGUUUAUAUCAUUUUGUAUCUACAUUUUUUUCACAAAUUUGUCCUGCCUUAUAAAAAUUCUGUAACAUAUUCUUAAAUGAAAAAAAAAAUGAUGUUCACUUAGAUUGAAAACUUUUCUCAGAUGGACUGAUAACUGCAUUCAUCUUGUUUUUAUAUGAGAAGGUGCCUCAAGGAUUCCCAUUUGGAUUUCUUUAAAGGGAUUUUUAUCUUCUGUGAUAAACUUUGCCAUCUACCAGGAACUAUAAAAACAACAGCUUGUGACUAAGGAGACUGCAGUGUGCUAAGUCCUCACCCACAUCAGCUUCACGUUUCAGCAUCUACGUUUACAUGUGUUGUUUUCUGAGAUAGUUCCUUCCGCAAGGCAUAGUUUGCAGUUAGCAAACUUUGUAUGUCAUUCCCUUCCUAAAGGUGUCAUGAAGAGUUGACGUGAGACGGGUUUUACGUUUGCAUGUGAAUAUCACAUACGUACUUUGGUAGUCCUUGAUACAAACUCAUCUGUUCUUGUUUUUCAAGAAUUUUGAGACACAAAGUUGUAUGUAAAGGAAUAUAUUAAUUUGUGUUUUCUAGUAGAUUUACUUAAAAAAGUAAAUCCAUUUUAAUAUGUACAAAUGAUAGCUGUGAAACUGUAGAAUAUUCCUCUGUCGGGUUUGGGGUUCCUUAAGAACUCCAAAAUUAGCCUGAAGGACCAGCCGGGCAAAACAUUUUUUAAAUAUUCAGAGGCCAAAAUAUGAACAAACAAAAAAAAAAAUAAGAAACCCUUAAAAUCCUACCUCCUUAAAUAGCCAUCAAGGAAGAGACUCCUCAGCACAGGCAUGACUUUGGUUCUUUGGUACCUGAUCUCUUGGAGCUUCCACAUUAUUUUUGAGGUUUGCUCUUUGAUGGCAUUGUUCUAGCCUUGGGAUUUCUAAUACAUUUCAGAGUCUCUUGGUUUGGUUUGGUUUCAGUGAUGACCACAACCUCCUCCUUGACAUCAGAGAGGAAGGAGCCCCUGUGAAUUGUGGGUUUUGAGACCUGCAGAGAGCUCCCAGCAUUUUACUUAGGCCUGUGGAAUCGGAAGCAUUUCCUGGCCUGUGUCUUCCAGGUAGGAGCACAUGACUCUAACUUGUUUUCUAAGCCAGUCCUCUUAUAAAGCAGAGCCCAGGAAGACAGCUCAAAAUGCGCGCUUCUCUGGAGCUCAGUUCUAUGCAGUCGUGCUGAUGUUUCAUUAAGUCACUGUGUAUUUUUAAGUACUAAUACAUUGAAAUUUGCUUUAUGGAAGAUGAAUAAAUUUUUUAAAUACUUGGAAAUUUUAUUUCUUUGUAAAGUUCUACAGAUCAGGACAGGCAAUAAAAGCAGCUUAAAUGAAAUACUUAAAAAAAUUUUAAGAAAAAUAAAUCAUACACAUCAGGAAACUAUUUUGGCUAAUUUUUUUAGCUUUUUUUUUCCUUCUGACUUUUGUUUCUGUAUUAUCACCCUCAGUAUUUUUCUCUAUUAAAUAAUUUUACUUCCUUUGCAACUCAUAGACUGCAGGAUCAUUUGGGCACAAGUAAUUUAUUUUGUACAGAAGUGUAGCUUCUCUCUUCUUUCGACUCAGUACUGAGGACUUUUAUUAGCAGCAUGUUCUUAUUGCACAGAUCUUAAAAUUCAUGUUGAUUUGUUGUUGAGAAGGUGGUGGUGACGUGUUCCUGAUGAAAGACUGACAUUUUAGGAACAUGGCUGGCUUUGGUUUAAUUUCAAUGUUCAAUCAUUUAAAUCAAUUUUCAACCUAAAAAUCUUCAUCCUGGUAUAAGUAUCAGGUAAGGAAAUCAAGGUUUUUAAAGUGAACUUCUUUGCAAUAUGCAUUUGAUUUUACUCUCUGGUACUGUAAAGAACCUGAGUGACUCUCAGUGGGUCAUGGAGCCAGUAUUCUUUAUCCUGACUGUUUGGAUAUUAAAAUUCCUUUAUGUUUUCUAUGA